Xenopus laevis (African clawed frog) is the source of this 1210-nucleotide messenger RNA. RefSeq names its product succinate dehydrogenase complex subunit B, iron sulfur (Ip) S homeolog (gene sdhb.S). Gene Ontology annotation, molecular function: electron transfer activity; oxidoreductase activity; 2 iron, 2 sulfur cluster binding. NCBI's taxonomy places the organism in Eukaryota, Metazoa, Chordata, Amphibia, Anura, Pipidae. The record is from RefSeq and is a predicted model, not a curated record. Gene Ontology annotation, biological process: respiratory electron transport chain; aerobic respiration; tricarboxylic acid cycle. Bases 169 to 1032 code for a protein of 287 amino acids. Gene Ontology annotation, cellular component: mitochondrial membrane; mitochondrial inner membrane. The transcript is spliced from 8 exons.
AAACCAUAGACGUCGAGGAUCUGGACUAGAGCGUCUGUAGCUAGCUUGGGGCCGCUCUAUCCUGAAAGUUCUCUCUGCGCGUGAGAGUAAGCGGCUCCUCCCUAUGGUUAUAAAACCGGCCGCGCAGAAUUGUGGGAGAUUAGCUGAGUUACUGGUGUCAGAGCAAAUAUGGCGGCGGUCGUGUUCUCCUUGAGACGUAGCGGGCCGGUGCUGAGGUUGUCGGGAGCCUUACAGGUCAGAGCUUGUGACGUUUCUCGUGGGGCACAGACAGCUGCCGCCCCCGCAUCUCAGGCAGCCGCUCGCAUCAAGAAAUUUGCCAUUUACAGAUGGGACCCAGACAAGCCCGGUGACAAGCCCCGUAUGCAGACGUAUGAGGUUGACUUGAAUACGUGUGGCCCCAUGGUGUUGGACGCGCUGAUUAAGAUAAAGAAUGAGGUGGACCCCACACUGACAUUUCGUAGAUCUUGCAGAGAAGGUAUAUGUGGCUCCUGCGCCAUGAACAUUAACGGGGGCAACACCCUGGCCUGCACCGUGAGAAUAGACACCAACCUGAGCAAAGUCUCCAAAAUCUACCCCCUCCCUCACAUGUAUGUUGUAAAGGAUCUUGUGCCUGACCUGAGUAACUUCUAUGCGCAGUACAAGUCGAUAGAGCCGUACCUGAAGAAGAAGGAUGAGUCUCAGCAGGGGAAGGAGCAGUACUUACAGUCCAUAGAGGACCGGGAUAAGCUGGACGGGCUGUACGAGUGCAUUCUGUGUGCUUGUUGCAGUACCAGCUGCCCCAGUUACUGGUGGAACGCAGAUAAAUAUUUGGGCCCCGCGGUGCUUAUGCAGGCAUACAGAUGGAUGAUUGACUCCAGGGAUGAUUUCACAGAGGAGCGACUCUCCAAACUACAGGACCCCUUCUCCCUGUACCGCUGCCACACCAUCAUGAACUGCACCCGCACCUGCCCCAAGGGCCUGAACCCGGGCAAAGCUAUCGCUGAGAUAAAGAAGAUGAUGGCGAUGUACAAGGAGAGAGCGGUGUCUGCAUAACGUUGUCAUGUGACUGGCAGCCGCAGUGUGAUUCGCUUCUACUCUACCUCUGUCCUGCAGCAACAUGGCAACUCCAGCACUUUCUCUAACCCGUGUGUUCUGCCCAUCAGCUGCCAGAGACCAGAGGGAAUGAGUGCCGCCUUGUGAUGUACAUUAAAUAGUUAAUUGUGGUCUUUAA